AUGCAUUCCUUCAAGACCAUUCUCGUCGCCGCACUCCUCUCAACUGUCAUCGCGACACCUCUCAAGGAUCGCGCCGUCGACGUCGAUACUGAAUCCUCCAUCGAGAUUCGGGAUGUCGCUGGAAGCCGAUCUGGCAACAACGAUUGUGACUACGGCGACAAGAGCCGUCUCGACAGCGAGAUCCGCAACAGGCAGCAAAUGAAGGACCGCCUCGAUGCCGAGAUUAAUCGCCGCCAGGAUAUCAAGGCUCAACUAGAUGAGGAGAUUCGCAGGAAGCAGAACAGUGGAUGCCGUGCUUGA
Molecule: messenger RNA, 300 nt
Organism: Colletotrichum karsti
Lineage: Eukaryota; Fungi; Ascomycota; Sordariomycetes; Glomerellales; Glomerellaceae
Exons: 1
Coding region: 1-300 (99 amino acids)
Source: RefSeq, a predicted model, not a curated record